UGCUGUUGGUCAAUCCUCAUCCAAUUCUCAUUCAGCAAAAACAACUGCUCAACCAUUCGAGGGGAGGCCCACCCUCUCUCCCUUAAGAGUUAAAACUUAUAUCGACAGCAAAAUCAUAUAAAUCAAACUACGAGUAAGCAAAUUAGUAAUCUAAUAUGCAAAGGUCUAACAAAAUAUGUUUAAUCCACUCCUGCCCUCAAGAAAUUCGGUAUAUCUAUCUACAAUACCGGAGGGGGAUAUCCAGAGGGCCUUCUUCAAGUGCACAAAAUGGCAGCUGGAAGAAACACUAGAUCCGAUCAACUGUCCGAACCACUACUAUUGCAACAGCAACUAUUCAGGAGAUUACCCAUCUUGGGUUGAUAGUUUGGCGAUUGUCUUCAUCACCAUUACGUUCUUAGCAACCACAGUUUUGAUGGUGGUGGGGAUGAUAGGAAGGAGAAAGGCAACUCCCCUUACUCGACUCAAUCAGUUAAGGAGAUACUUUCUUCCAUCAGGUCCUAUUUUCCUACCCAUCAUUCUUGUCAUCAUGGCAAAAGGACACAGGGUAAACUCUGUGUUCCCUAUGUCGUACAAUGGCCCUGCAAUCCUCCACGUGGUUCGGAUUUCUGCUCUUGCCUUCAAUACUGAAACUAACAGCGACUUCAAGUAUGUGUUCCUCGAGGCAUCAACCAUAUCAGGAAUCCUACAUACAGCACUGUAUUUGGACUCCAUCAUCUUGCCUUACUACACGGGUCUUGAUGCCCUAAUGUCGUCUAAAUUCUCAGGUGAGUGCUUGUCCUGUGUCUGUAGGCAGCAGCCUCUAAUUGUGGGAGGUAUGCUAGUCUACAGGGGGUGGUCAGUAACCACCGCUUUGGUAGUGGCUACUCUGGUAUUCAGAAUAUUCGGCAGGUUGACAACCGAAGAAAGCAAAGGGAAAACCAUGUUGAUGAAGUUUACUAUGGAAAGUUUAAGUUGGAUCUUAAUGACUGUAGAAUGUUUCUAUCUACUAAUCAUUCCUCCACCAAUGAGAUCUUGGACAAAAGCAGCUAGUUUCAGUGGUGUUUUUGUUUUGAUGUGUCUCCAACUUCUUAAAAAAAUUACUACUUCUAUUGUUGCCCAAUACAAUGGCAACUCGCAAAUCCCGGAUGGUAGUAGAUAAUUUUGCAACAAGAAUGCAAAAAAACAGCGACAUGUUUAAACAAACAAAAUUCAUUGUCAUUUCAUCAAUAGCAUAUUUUUCA
This is a messenger RNA of Chenopodium quinoa (quinoa), 1220 nucleotides long. RefSeq lists its product as uncharacterized. Lineage: Eukaryota; Viridiplantae; Streptophyta; Magnoliopsida; Caryophyllales; Amaranthaceae. The coding region runs from base 176 to 1138 and encodes 320 amino acids. The record is from RefSeq and is a predicted model, not a curated record. The transcript has a single exon.